Messenger RNA from Morchella importuna, 861 nucleotides. RefSeq lists its product as uncharacterized. Lineage: Eukaryota; Fungi; Ascomycota; Pezizomycetes; Pezizales; Morchellaceae. The coding region runs from base 1 to 861 and encodes 286 amino acids. Gene Ontology annotation, biological process: cell wall modification. The transcript has 8 exons. The record is from RefSeq and is a predicted model, not a curated record. Gene Ontology annotation, molecular function: pectinesterase activity.
AUGAUGUUUUCACAAAUUGCCUUUCUAGCGUUCGCUCAGUUGGUACUUGCUGCAUCAAGAACCUCACCGCCCACUGGUUGCAUAGUCGUCUCACCUAGCGCUACUUCAGGUCAAUACUCUACACUUCAAUCGGCCGUUAGUUCAUUGUCCACGACUUCCUCGGCAGCUCAAUGGAAGAGUCAGGACGACUCGGCCAACAAUGACGCCACAGCUACUAUCCGUGCCUUUGCAGUUGGGUUGAAGAUCUAUAAUAUCAACAUUGCCAACACAAGAGGGAAGGGAUCGCAGGCUGUUGCAUUGAGCUCCCAGGGUGACCAGCAGGGUUUCUAUGGGUUAAAGUUGACAGGCUACCAAGAUACCGUUCUCGCAAAUGAAGGGUUUGCGGUCUACGCCAAAAGUUACAUAGACGGUGCAACCGACUUUAUCUUCGGUCAACGACAAAGGGCUUGGUUUGACGGUGUCGAUAUUCGUGUUAAAGCCAAUGGUUGGGUAACAGCCAAUGGCCGUGAUUCGGAGAGUAACGUAUCAUACUACGUUUUUAACAAAUGUACCGUCGAGGCAGCGUCUGGAUAUACUGUUACUGCUGGUACACAGUACCUAGGAAGACCCUGGCGUGAUUAUUCGAGGGUCGUUUUUCAAAAUUCCGCCCUCUCAGCCGUCAUAAACUCAGCCGGAUGGAGUGUAUGGAGCAGCUCAGAUGCGAAUACCGAAUAUGUCUAUUACAAAGAGUUUGGGAAUACCGGAACUGGUGCCAGUGGAACUCGUGCCAGCUUUUCUGGUAGCUUGUCCGCUGCUGUCAGCAUUUCAACUAUUCUUGGAUCGUCCUACACCAGCUGGGUGGACACCUCCUAUCUGUCGUAA